Messenger RNA from Cyphomyrmex costatus, 1326 nucleotides. It is a transcript of the gene Con, whose product is annotated as leucine rich repeat protein connectin. The coding region runs from base 1 to 1326 and encodes 441 amino acids. Lineage: Eukaryota; Metazoa; Arthropoda; Insecta; Hymenoptera; Formicidae. The transcript has 5 exons. The record is from RefSeq and is a predicted model, not a curated record. Gene Ontology annotation, molecular function: protein binding.
AUGUGGAAUUAUUUCAAAUCGCAAAACCAGCUCGAAAAAUUGACGUUCACGGUGCGUCAGAUCGACAGUCUAGAUUACGUACCCAGUCAUUUGUUGCGCAAUCUGAAGAAUUUGCGCAUAAUCGUAUUCCAGCAUGGAAAGUUCCACAAGCUUGCCAGUUACACUUUUAGCAAUCUCAACAGUAUUAUCGAGAUCAAUCUCAGCGGCAACAUGAUUGUCGAACUGAGCAAUUAUACCUUUGAGAAUAUGCAAAAUCUCACUUUCAUAAAUCUCGACUAUAAUCGCAUCUUCGAGAUUAUUAGAGACACGUUUGUAAACUUGCCGAACUUGCGCAAGUUGAAUCUGAAUCACAACAACAUUAGCAUUGUUCAUGACAAGGCGUUUAAGCUCCUAGGCUCGCUGCAGGAACUUGAACUGAGCAACAACCAGAUCAGUAUUAUCACGCGCGACAUGUUUUACGGUCUGCGCAAUCUACAUCGUCUCAAUCUACGCGGCAAUAGGAUUAGCUUGAUCGGCGAACGUAGCUUCGUCGAGAUGUCGGAACUAGCCGAACUCGAACUCGAUCAAAAUCAGAUCAUGUACAUAUCCGAAAGAGCAUUUGACAGCAUGCGCAAUCUCCAGAGGUUGCAACUUAAUGAUAAUCAACUAACGUCGUUGCUGCCAAAUUUCUUGGCUGGUGCACCUGGUAUUAACUUUUUGGAUCUGAGAGAUAACUUACUAAAGACUGUGACCUUUGACAACGUGAAACCAAUUAUGACCAAUCUCUACGAAAUUAAUGGCCAUUUAUACUUAAGUGAAAACAAUCUGAUCUGCGACUGUAAACUCACAUGGAUCUGGGGCUUGCGGAACGAGACGAAGAACACGAAACUGAGGGAUGCCCUGGAGGAGCUGACUUGCUUCCUUGAAAGCAAUAAUGCAACGCAGAAGAUCAACAGAGAAGACCUAGGGAGAAAUCAGCCGCCAGAGAUUUCCGACGAAUACGGCGACAAUAAUUCGAGAGAUUAUGAUAACGAGGACGACACUGAGGCUGAGAGCGGUAGUUAUUUCGAUGAACCUGACGAUGAAAAUUCAUCGAAUUUUCGUACCAAGAAUAAUCGUGAGGAUAAGAAGUGCUGUAUAAAACAUCUAUUCGAAUUGAAGGUAGAAGAGCUGCCAUGCCCGCAGCUUUCGCGCGAGGAUUUGAUGGCCUCCGAACAGCCAUCCAGCCGCCAUGAAAACGCCCGCGUAGGCUCCAGCUGGUUCAGCUCUGGUUCGAUCUCGGUUCAGGCUGGUCAGUCCGUCCUCGUUGCCUCAUUGCUAUUGCUAGCUAUACUUUUUUUCACGUAG